Nematostella vectensis (starlet sea anemone) is the source of this 1982-nucleotide messenger RNA. RefSeq lists its product as uncharacterized. Lineage: Eukaryota; Metazoa; Cnidaria; Anthozoa; Actiniaria; Edwardsiidae. The coding region runs from base 227 to 1873 and encodes 548 amino acids. The record is from RefSeq and is a predicted model, not a curated record. The transcript has 3 exons.
CCCCAACAGCUGGCAUUGUGUUAGUAAGAAAUGUAAUAUGCAGGUCGUUAAAGGCUACAACUGAAAUAUUCAGGCCGCUCUUUAUUAGUUAAUCCCCCGAAUAUCACUGCCUGUUUUGCUGACUUAUCAAAUGCCUAAUAUAAAUUGUAUCCCCUGUUAAGAGUUUUCACUAUGACUAACGUUUUUUUUUCUGUUAACUGAUCCUCCACCACAAUGUUCAAUUCAGAUGACGCGAGAUGGCAUCGCUACUAACCAGGGGAGGGUGAGGGACUUGUUGUCAUGGAGCGACUACGAGUAUGCGCUCCGGCCUAUAUCAACUUUACAACAGCCCCCGAACCCCUUGCAAAGUCGGCGCAGACGCCGCCCAGAAUACCUACCCCUAUCUCAUGUCACCCCAGCACAAUCAUCCCCUGGGGGGACCCCUUAUAUGUAUGGCGGCCCGUACGGAGUUGCCCCACCCCACCCCGUGCUGGUACAACAACAGCGCUUAGAUCGGGGUCCUUGCCAUGUGACAAUGGGGCCACACGCUGGGCAGUAUAUCAUGCAGGCGCCUAUCAGCGGGGUUCCUCUGGCCAGGGGUACCAUCCCGUGUGUUCCUAAAGUUCAACUAAACGGCGUUGUCAAUCAAACCACCGUUGCCUCGGCAACAAGAGCUUACGCGACCAGUCAGGACCAGUCACACGAUGAUGAGGUGCUCCAGGAGAUGCAGCAACUUCUGUACGAAGCCGCUGACAUAUACACUACGCCCUCACACGACACGUCCGGUCACAGUAGCACAGGCGGUCACCGCGAGGUUUGGAGCAUCCAUGAGUAUUUGGUGGACGUGAAAGACCUUCCCCCGCGCUCCUCAAACGAGACAGUGAUCGAUACCUCCCUGACAGACUCACCCCCUGACGCAGAGGGGGGGAAAGUCACCUCUAACGAAGAUGAGCUUGUUCCAACUGUAAGCCAGGGCGUGGUUGAGGCUACGAGCCCAUCACAGCAAUCUUUUUAUGACUUCGGUGAGUGCCCAGCCUGGCUAACAGAUCUGCUUGAGGCCGAUGAUGAGAAAACUGUGCCCAGUGUGACAACAGAUGAGCUGCCCCUCCCUGAUCCUAAUGCAAUCGAGGAGCUGUUGGCUCUGAUGGACGAAGUCAAAAGUCCCGCCAGUGACUCCCUUAUCGCCCGCGAAACAAAUGAUCUAUCGACUCUAGCAAGAGAGGUGGAGAACACGGCCACCCGUCCUAACAAUAAAUACAAGUUCUCCCUGGCUGAUUGCAGCACAUUGGAAGAGCUACUUGCUCCUGCAGACGAGGUCAGCACCACGGCAGAGCCUGUUAACAGCCAACAAGUCUCCAAAGCUGAACCAGACGAUAACCCCCUUCCUGACCCACGUAGCAUGCGGGAGCUACUUGCUCUUGCAGACGAAGUCAGUACCGCGGCAGGGGGGAGGACAGUGCCUGUUGGCAGCCAACAAGUCUCUGACGCUGCACAAGAGGAGGCCCCACUUCCUGACCCCAGCACCAUGCAGGAGAUAUUGUCUCAUGUCGGGGAGGUGACGAGUGCUGUUGAGAAUGGUGAUUCCUCCAGCAACGCGAGUUGCGUUGAGUAUAUCGAGGUCAUUGAAGAGGGGAUUGUUCCUCCUUUCACCACGCCCCCCGUCUAUCAAAGCCCCACUGGGCCCGCUCAGGUGUGGUUCAGCCCUUACACUUGCACGUAUAUGAACAUGUCUGCCGAACUCGCCGCAGUCUUCCCCCAUUCUGUCGCCCCGUGGCCAUUGAAUAGCACUUCUGUACAGGAAAUGACGUCACGCAAGCGCAGAUGCAGUAAAAAAAUUAAUGAAGAGAAGACAAAGAGGAGAAGGACUGUGGACAAGUGUGGUGCGCCUCAGUGAACGAAAUCUCCCUUCAGUGGAGGGGGCAAGAAAAAAAUAGGAAUUUGUAAUUAGGAAUAGACAUUAUCAAGUAGACAUUAUUCUAAUAAUUUGUUUAAAUCAGUUAUAC